This is a messenger RNA of Salpingoeca rosetta, 1923 nucleotides long. RefSeq lists its product as uncharacterized. The transcript is spliced from 7 exons. Bases 1 to 1923 code for a protein of 640 amino acids. Lineage: Eukaryota; Choanoflagellata; Craspedida; Salpingoecidae. The record is from RefSeq and is a predicted model, not a curated record.
AUGGCUUUCCGCCCACUCGACGUCUUCCUUGCCACGGCUGCAGCAAAGCCGUACCCUUCCAGCGUCGCCUCCAAGCCACAGCCACAGCCCAAAUCAUCCGCUCCCGUCUUCAGCCAUCCGCCACCACCAUACCCUGGGCCAGCGUCACAGCGCAAGAGCGACGUGUUUUCCUCUGCAGCAGCCCUAGUUCGCGCGGCCACACCGGAGCUGGAACCCGCGUUUGACAUGUCUGACCACGAGGACGCAGGCAUGAAGCACGCUGCCGCAACCAGCAGUGCGUACCCGCUCAACGCCAACGACAGCGGCAUCUGUGUGCACCACGUCAAGGAUUGCGAUCCGUCGCAUGUGGACUCGCACAAGACGUGUUCGUCUUCAUCGGCGUCGUCGCCUUGCUCAGACAGUGACACGCAGGACAUGGGUUCGCCAACACCACCGCGCACCAAACGCACGCCCUUUGAGGCAGAUGUGGAAGCCCUCAGUGACAUGCUCCUCCACCUGCAAUCGUCACCGCCACGCAGCACCGUCCCAGAGACUCCGCGCAGCGAGAUUGACGAAGAAGAGGAGGCGGACAUGGAGCUGUACGCCACGCUGCUGGAUGUGCAGAGCUCACAACUCGUUCGGCGCAUGAACAACAGCAGCAGCAGCAGCAUCGGUAGCAGCAGCAGCAACCAUCACCACAACGACACGCCAGACCGACCGUCAUCUCCCCUGGCAUCCCCAGCACGUGCAAACCCGGCCACCUCCCCGUCCCGCGUUGCUCGCCGCACAGCUUCCCCGCACCACCACCACCAUCACCACAAACCCGACGCUGGCAAGAGCACUGGCAGCAUCAACAACGGCAACACCAACAGUCCAUCACACCAGCAGCCAGCUGCCGCAAGCACAACAAUGCCGCUGACAGUCCAUGACAGCGCAUACAACCACCACCACCACCACCACCAUCAGCAAGUGCACCAGCACCAGCACCAGCAACAUCAUCAUCGCCACCGCCACCGACGCCGCUCACCAAAAGGAAGCACAAGCAGUGGAGGAGGCGGCAGCAGCAGCAGCAGUGGAGACGAUGGCACGGGACAGCGCGAGCGAGAGGCAAGGCGGCAGGCACACAAGAAGCUGAAGAAGGAAAAGCGCGCCAAGGAGAAGAGGAGGAGUAAAGCACACCACGACAUGCUCACGAUGCCGCUGCCCGCAGAUCCCCGCGAGCAGCACAUGGUGGAGAUGACGGCGCGGCAGCAGCGAAACGCCCGCCACCAGUCCCGACUGUUCGUCAGCCCAACACCUCGCCAUUCACCACACCACCACCACCGCCAGCACCAUCGUCAAGACGCACGUGUGCAUGGCGGUCGCAAGAGCGGCGGUGGCCGCGCACACAAGCACCUGUCUGUAAACACGCUGGUUGCGUCAUGCGAUCCUGGCCUGUGCCACCCCGUGAUGCCUGUCACGCACCCAACAACGGUACACGUGAUGCAACCGCGCGACCGCCGCCACUCUCACCCGACAGACAGCAGCGCAGCUCCUGUGAUGAUGACGAGGAUGACAGCAGCACAACAGCCACCAACCGUGCGCGCUGUGACAGCUGUGCGGCCACCACACGCCACAUCGUCGUCGUCGUCGUCAUCGUCGCGGUAUCACUCGUUCGUUGUGCUGGUCACGCCGACGUCCACCACCAACGCCCUCGGCCUGAAUGGCACCUUCAUCGCCCAAUGCCGCGAACACAACCUCGUGCUCCUCACACCGCACUCCCACAACCUCGUCUGGGAGGUCAAGUACAACGAAAUCAAGCGGUUCAGUGUCGAGCGAACGCUGCACACGCUCUCCCUCGAGGUUGGCCGCGUGCACAAGUCGUAUUUUGGUCUCUACUGCUUUAAGACACAGCAGUACGAUGCUUUCUUCCAAACCCUUCACAGGUUCAUCGACGCCAAAUGA